This is a messenger RNA of Cydia amplana, 485 nucleotides long. RefSeq names its product NADH dehydrogenase [ubiquinone] 1 alpha subcomplex subunit 5 (gene ND-13B). The transcript has 3 exons. The record is from RefSeq and is a predicted model, not a curated record. Lineage: Eukaryota; Metazoa; Arthropoda; Insecta; Lepidoptera; Tortricidae. Gene Ontology annotation, biological process: respiratory electron transport chain. The coding region runs from base 61 to 417 and encodes 118 amino acids.
UAAAAUAAAAUCCUCUUGUGUAUGGUGGUGGGUGGUGUUAUCUAAUAAAAUAACUGAGAAAUGAGUUUUUUAAAGAAGACCACUGGCCUUACGGGACUGGUUGUGGCGCCGAACCCUCACCAUACACUGGGUGCGCUGUACGGCAAGAUCCUGCGAACCCUGAAGAGGAUGCCAGAGACGUCCGUGUACCGCAAGUACACCGAGCAGAUUGUGCGCGAGCGGGCUGCCGUGCUCACACAGACUAAAGAUGUGUUUGAAAUUGAGAAGGCAAUCAACUGUGGACAAGCUGAAGAGCUCAUCAUCCAAGCUGAGAAUGAACUGAACUUGGCCAGGAAAAUGCUGAACUGGAAGCCCUGGGAGGAGCUUGUGGCCCGGGCACCCAAGGGCCAGUGGGACUGGCCACCUACCAAGCAGUAGAUUACAUUAUAUAUUAGUUCCGGUGCUUAGUACCAAAUUACUUAUUAAAUUGUCUAUAUUACAUUAAA